AUGGAAUUGAAUCUCGCUCGUCUUCGCAGUGUUAUUCUGCAAACAAUUAUUGAGAAAGGGCAUGCGUGUUCGAUCGAAGAUUUGAGUAAGAUAUUUCAACGAUCAUCACAGGAUGUCAUUCAGUGUCUACAUGAUCUUCAAGAAUAUCACGGUGUUGUAUUGCAUCCAAAAUCGUCUGAAAUCUGGAUUAUUCAUCCAUUCUCUUUGGCACCAACUAAUUUCUGGGUAGAAAGUGCUCGAGGAAAAUGGUGGGGUAAUUGUGCUUGGUGUAGUUUAGGCGUUGCUGCUCUUCUCAAAGAAGAUGUCACUAUUACAACGAUACUUGGUGGUGAAGCAACUCAAAUUCAAUUUCACAUCAAGAACGGAGAAAUCAUAUCUAUUCAGCCACUUUUUGUUCAUUUUCCAAUACCUAUGAAAAAUGCUUGGGACAAUGUGGUCUUUACUUGUAGUAUCAUGCUAAUCUUUAAUUCAGAAGCGGCUAUUGACAAUUGGUGCCAACGACAUCGCUUGCCUAAGGGAGAUAUUCAACCUAUCGAAAAGAUUUGGAAAUUCGCUCAAGUCUGGUAUGGAAAUCAUCUACGCGAAGAUUGGAAAAAAUGGACUGCUGAGGAAGCUUUAUCUAUUUUCAGCCAAUUUAAUCUUACGAGCAAAAUUUGGCAAAUUCCCGUUUCUAACGUUCGAUUUUGA
Messenger RNA from Rotaria sp. Silwood1, 687 nucleotides. The record is from the annotation of a GenBank genome assembly. NCBI's taxonomy places the organism in Eukaryota, Metazoa, Rotifera, Eurotatoria, Philodinida, Philodinidae.